Messenger RNA from Linum tenue, 1431 nucleotides. The record is from the annotation of a GenBank genome assembly. Lineage: Eukaryota; Viridiplantae; Streptophyta; Magnoliopsida; Malpighiales; Linaceae.
AUGGCGGCGAAGGCACUGUUUAAAUGGUCGAACAAAAUCACCACAUCGCAAGUCGAGCAGCUGAUACGAGCAGAGAAGGACGUCCAGAAGGCACUGCGGGUGUUCGACUCCGCCACCGCCGAGUACAGCAAUGGGUACAAGCACGACCGCUCCACGUUUCACAUCAUGAUCUCCAAGUUACUCUCCGCGAACCAAUUCAAGCCAGCGGAGGAGAUGCUGAACAGAAUGAAGGUGGAGAAGUGUCGAAUCACGGAAGACAUUUUCCUGUCUAUUUGCAUGGCAUAUGGUCGGGUUCACAGGCCAGAGGAAGCCAUCAGGGUUUUCCGUGCGAUGGACGUAUUUGAUUGCAAGCCGACGGAGAGGUCCUUCGUCACUGUGCUCUCGGUCCUCGUCGACGAGGGCCGGGUGAAGCAGGCCAUUAGCUUUUAUCGGCAUAUGAGGGAAAUGGGCAUUCCACCUAGCUUAGUUACACUCAACAUUUUGAUUAAAGCUCUUUGCAAGAACAUUGAUACCGUCGACGCUGCUGUGAAGAUAUUCCGUGAGAUGCCGGGUCGUGGUUGUGUUCCUGAUUUGUAUACUUAUGGCACAAUGAUUAAUGGGUUAUGUAGGUUUGAUCGGAUACCUGAAGCAAAGGAAUUGUUCCAAGAGAUGGAGGAAAAAGGUUGCUCACCUUCUGUUGUCACCUAUACUUGUUUGAUAAGGGGUUUGUGUCAGUCUGAGAAGGUAGACGAGGCCAUGGGAUUGUUUGAGAAGAUGAAGACCAAUGGUGUUGAGCCAAAUGUGUUUACCUACAGUUCUCUAAUGGAUGGUCUUUGUAAGAAUGGCAGAUCAAUGCAAGCCUUGGAGUUACUGCACUUGAUGGUUAGGAAACGUGUUAAGCCUAAUACGAUAACUUAUACCACAUUGAUUACUGGGCUCUGCAAGGAAGGGAAGGUUUUAGAAGCUGUGGCGAUUCUUGACAGAAUGAAGCUUCAGGAGUUGAAACCAGAUGCAGGACUUUAUGGGAAGGUUAUUACUGAGUUAUGCGGUUUGAAAAGGUUUCAGGAGGCUGCAAACUUCCUUGAUGAGAUGGUCCUUGGACGAAUAACACCAAGCCGACUUACCUGGAGCCUUCACAUUAAGAUAAAUAAUAUGGUAGUGAAAGGCCUUUGUGCAGAUGGUGACCUAAAUCGAGCAUUUAGGUUGUACUUAAGUAUGAGAACCAGAGGGAUAUCGGUUGAAGUUGAAACUUCCCACGAGCUUGUCAAGUUUGGCUGUGAGAGAGGAGAUUUGCAAAAAGCCGAUCGCAUUGUAGAUGACAUGGCAACUGAUGGCUGUGCUCCUGAUGAAGGGUUGUGGAACACACUGGUGGGUGGAUUCUGGGAUCAGAGAAAAGCACGUGCAGCUUUUGAGUCGGUAUUGAAUGAUCAGAUGGUUUAUUGUUAUGAUUAG